Brassica oleracea var. oleracea is the source of this 1863-nucleotide messenger RNA. RefSeq names its product trithorax group protein osa-like. Lineage: Eukaryota; Viridiplantae; Streptophyta; Magnoliopsida; Brassicales; Brassicaceae. Gene Ontology annotation, molecular function: ubiquitin-protein transferase activity. The transcript has 6 exons. The record is from RefSeq and is a predicted model, not a curated record. Bases 190 to 1452 code for a protein of 420 amino acids.
GGUCAUUGCUUCUACGGUUCUACCCGUAACCCAAUCUUAUUCUCUCACACAAAAAAAAAUAUCAUUCCGUUGAAGAAAAAAAAAACUUCAAUUUCUUCUUUUCGUUAUUUCCUCUUCUUCUGGGUAGAGUUCAGAGAUCCACAAGUUAUCUUGAAAAUUCGACGAAAAAAAAGAGAUUGGAUUUGAAUUAUGGGUUUAGGCAACAACGCUACCAAAUUCGAUUUCGAUGCAAAUGAUCUCGCCGCCGACGAUAGCUCGGAUGGCGAUUCUAUCGACGAAGUUAACGCCUUUGGCUCGGUUCUGUGUUCGAUUUGCAUCGAGACGGUGACCAAAGAAGGCGAUCGAGCUUGGGCUAAGCUUCAUUGUGGCCACGAGUUCCAUCUCGAUUGUAUUGGCUCAGCUUUCAACACAAAGGGAGUGAUGCAGUGCCCAAACUGUCGCAAAGUAGAGAAAGGCCAGUGGCUUUACGCAAACGGUUGCCGUUCAAACCCUGAGUUCAGUGCUGAGGAAUGGGUUCAUGAAGAGGAUAUUUAUGAUAUUGGAACCUACUCUGAAUUGGCUUUUGGAGUUCACUGGUGCCCAUUUGGAAGUUCAGCUCGUCUUCCUUCUUUCGAGGAUGGAGAAUUUUCGCCGAGUUCUUAUCAAGAGCUUUUAGGCCAACAAGGCUACUUUACAGAACCAGCAGCGCCAACAGCGGGUCACCCAUGUCCAUAUGUAACUUACUUUGGCCCUGUUCAUUCGUCUUCCUCAAGCUCUGGCGGUUCAGACACUUCAAGUUUCCCUAGUCACUGGAACACAUCCGGUUCCAGUGAAGUCCCACCUCCUUAUGGUUUCCCUGUGGAUCCGCACUUUCACGGCUGGGAUUAUCACUCGCCUCCACCCCCACCGCCACAGCACUUCUCUGCUGCUUCUGGCGCUCACGUGGGAAGUCCAACUCAUCCCACGCCUCCGCCAGCUGCUGCCAGGACUUCCCGAGCCAACGGCUCAGAUGUUAUCAGACCGAGACCGCCUCAUUUCAUGCGUCCAUCAUAUCAUGCUCACAGUUCUAGUGGCAGAGCGGGGAGCUCGGUGGCAUCGAUUCCCAGGUCACCGCCUUUUCCGGGAAGCAACGUUCGGACUCGAGAUAGAAUGCAAGCACUUCAAGCCUAUCACCAACAGUCUUCUGCACAGUCACACCAACCUGAUUCUCCUAUAGUCUCUCAUGGGCCUGUGUUCUCGUCUGGGCGGAGGCCCAGUAGAGCUUCCUUGAUGGGUGGUUCGACUUCAUCUUCGUCGGAUCAGGCAGGUGGGAGCGGGUUUAUCCGGUUUAACAUAUGGGAGAGAGAGCCUUAUAUGCAAUUGCAACCGGCUUACCCGGUUAACCAGACGGAUAGAGAACCACCAUCCCUUUGGACCUUCAACGAAGGAUCAGGAAGCCUCCAUCAGAGGCAUGGCGCCGGAGGAUCAUCAUAAGAGUUGAGUCAGUGCCUGGUGAGAAUCUCACCGGUCUGACAAUUCUCAUGAACAUUGGGACCAAAACAAAACCAUAAUUAAACAAUUGGGAAUUUGAUAUUUGAGAAAACCUGAAAAAAAAAACUGCAUGCUCUCAAGUUAUAUGAUGUGUUGAUGAUAAUAUCUAAAAAACACAAAAUGGAUGUGGUAUGUAAUGGUUUGGAGACAGAGACUGCUUUCCCAGUUGGCGGUGGCCGUCCGGUUCGAGCCGGUUUAGGUCUGGUUUGGAACAGAGUAGCAAAAUGGUGGUUGGACAUUUGUUAUUAUUUUUUUCUAAUGUGGGCUACAAUGGGUAAUCCAAGUGAUAUUAUACCCUUAUGGGACAUUUGGUUUCUUCUUCUUGAUAUGUUAAAUGUUUAAGUACUGACUCCU